Molecule: messenger RNA, 560 nt
Organism: Selaginella moellendorffii
Lineage: Eukaryota; Viridiplantae; Streptophyta; Lycopodiopsida; Selaginellales; Selaginellaceae
Exons: 2
Coding region: 21-560 (179 amino acids)
Source: RefSeq, a predicted model, not a curated record
UUGGGAAAGCAAACACGUGAAUGCAAGCAUUGAAAUUGAUCGCGAUGCCAAACAAAAACCAAGCCCGUUUUGUAAGACGCGGGGAAGCGUUACUUACACAAACGCUGACCCGGGAACGAAGAUCUAUGGCCCCCUCUGUGACAUCACAGACAAGAGAGUUUUAUUUCAUUUGCGGGGGUGUAUAUAAGCGGCAAGCCUCCAUCCCAGCAAGCCAAGCCAUCAUCUUCUCUUAUAUCUUCAUCUUUGUUGCGUCCAUCUUUCUCUCGAAUCCCAUCCAUGGCUUUUGCGAAGUCUGUGCUGCUCAUGCUCCUGGUGCUCGCCAUGGUUGCAACGCUUGCUCGCGCGCAGUGCUCCCUACCCAAUCUCCAGGACAUUGUGACUUGCAUCAACAACGCUAUGGGCGAUCCAACCAAAAUCGCCGAGUGCUGCAGUCGCUUGCCCACUUGCGCUUGCCGCAUCCCCUUGGUGAAACGACUCCUCCCUCAGUGCUGCCCUUGAGCUUCAACGUUCAAAGGGAAAAGGAGCGCAGCUGCAGUCCAAGUUUACAUACUCGUGAAUAA